Molecule: messenger RNA, 242 nt
Organism: Paramecium sonneborni
Lineage: Eukaryota; Ciliophora; Oligohymenophorea; Peniculida; Parameciidae
Source: the annotation of a GenBank genome assembly
AUGGAUCAAUCAGAGUAUGAAGCUAAAGAAAUGUUAAAGCCCUAUUUAAUAUAAUUAGCUUAAUUAGAAGAAGCUGAUAAGUUAAAGUAAGCAUAAAUAACAGCAUUACGUUUGGCAAUAGAACAAUUGAAAUAAUAAGCAUUGGAUCAUCAAAAAAAAUAUGAGGAGGAAUAAAAAAAAGAUGGUAUUAUUACAAUUGAUUAAAAUAUUUAGCAAAAAAGAAGGGCGUAGCUAAAAAAUGA